GGGCGGGGUUGGCGGGGCGGCAGGCCGGACGUGGCGGUCGCCAUGGCCACAGCAACAGACCGGGUGGUUGGGUUCGGCUUGGUCGCCUUCAGCCUCGUCCUUUUUGUGUACUACACUCUCUGGAUCAUCAUACUGCCCUUCAUUGACAGCAACCAUGGGAUCCACCGGUACUUCUUGCCUAGGGAAUACGCGGUUAUCAUCCCCGUGGUGGCCGGGCUGCUGCUGCUGCUAUUUAUAGGCAUUUUUAUAAUGGUUGUGAUGUGGAGGAGCAGGAAACCUGCCAAGAAAUCGGACUGAAGGCCCAGGUGAGAGAGAUGAGGAGGUGCCCGCCCUAUGGCAGCGUGGCCGGGAAAAGACUUUGCCUGCAGCGCUGGGCAGACGCUUCCUCCAGAGCGCUCAGCACCGAGCUGCCCGCACUCUCCCACCUUCCUUCCUGCAGAGACAAAGCCUUCUGUAGCUCACAACUUACUGACCAAAGGGAAGCAAAACUGACCUCCAGGGCUGAUCGAGAGGGACCAGAGCCCUGGCUGUGAGGGACCUGCUCCCAGCCAGGGCUGCCUCUGCCCGUGCUGGCAGGGUCCAGCACUUGUAACUGCCAGAGUGUGAGUAGAGCCCUGAGCCCUGCCUGCUGCUUGGCCUCUGGGUAAUCCUUCCCCUCUGCUCUUGUGACCAGUAGUUUGUUCCUUCUGGGUUUUUUUAAAUCUUUACCUAUGGUUUAGGAGAGGGGAGGGUUUCAUUGAAGUUUCAGAGGACAGAAAUGAGACUUUGGGCUUGGAAAAGGCUGGCUCGCGUUCUCCACCUGCCUGCUGGUGGGCUCCUCCCUUCUGAAGAGGGGCACCUGUGAGGCUGGGCGUGCAGAGGAUGCGGGGACAGUGCCACUGCUGCCCGCUGCGUCCCCUCCUGAGCCAGCCAGCUGCGGGGGUGCCGAGGGGACACCCUGGGGUCCCAGGGGAGCGUUGGGCUCCACCGCUGAUGGAUGCAGCUCCUGCCGCCCAGGCUGGGGCUGGGUGGGCAGGCGUGGGGGGCACCCCGGCCUUCCCACAGUGGGGUUUCCUGUCCUGGCUGCUCCCCCCAGACCCCAACAAGCAGCAUCACCCUCAAUAAAGGUCUGCAAGGUCUCA
This is a messenger RNA of Tyto alba (common barn owl), 1121 nucleotides long. RefSeq names its product dolichyl-phosphate mannosyltransferase subunit 2, regulatory (gene DPM2). Gene Ontology annotation, biological process: GPI anchor biosynthetic process. The coding region runs from base 43 to 297 and encodes 84 amino acids. NCBI's taxonomy places the organism in Eukaryota, Metazoa, Chordata, Aves, Strigiformes, Tytonidae. The transcript is spliced from 4 exons. Gene Ontology annotation, cellular component: endoplasmic reticulum membrane; dolichol-phosphate-mannose synthase complex. The record is from RefSeq and is a predicted model, not a curated record. Gene Ontology annotation, molecular function: enzyme regulator activity.